AGGUACAAUAGAUAAGUGUUAUCCUAAAAAUAUUGGGGGUUAUGCCUUUGAAAUUGGCAAUAGUUAUGCCAUGGAGAUUUGCAGUAGAUACACAUUGCCGGAUUACAUAAAAUUUCAGCUCACCAAACCAUUUUUAAAGGACAGUUUAGAAAUCUCAAUGGAAGAUAGAUCCAAACUUAUUAAUUUAUUGAUUGAUACUCAGUUUGAGAAGAUACUUAUCACUCAUGGAACGGAUACAAUGAUUGAAACUGCACAGUAUUUGACUAAUUAUGAAGAGAAACUUAAAAGCAAAUGUAUUGUGAUAACAGGUGCUUUUCGACCCGGUGUAUUCAAAAAUACAGAUGCGGACUUCAACGUAGCAUUUGCAAUUGGUGGACUGAUAAUGUCAAAGAAGCCAGGAAUUUUCAUAGCAAUGCAUGGUCAGUUUUAUCAGCCAAGUGAAGUUGUUCGUGAUGGAGAAACAGGGACUUUUAUUCCAAUCGGAAAUGAAAAGUGA
Messenger RNA from Schistosoma margrebowiei, 496 nucleotides. NCBI's taxonomy places the organism in Eukaryota, Metazoa, Platyhelminthes, Trematoda, Strigeidida, Schistosomatidae. The record is from the annotation of a GenBank genome assembly.